Penicillium daleae is the source of this 180-nucleotide messenger RNA. RefSeq lists its product as uncharacterized. The record is from RefSeq and is a predicted model, not a curated record. Lineage: Eukaryota; Fungi; Ascomycota; Eurotiomycetes; Eurotiales; Aspergillaceae. The coding region runs from base 1 to 180 and encodes 59 amino acids. The transcript has a single exon.
AUGCAAUAUCUCCGGAUUCACCCGUCGAUCGCCUACUCGCCAGAGACCAGGAUGAUCCUCUGGGAGAUCGACUUCUGCAGCAACCGCCUGGCACACCUUAUUUCCAUCGGCGGUCGCAUGACCGGGCGAUCUUACUACCUGGGCCAGACUCGACGGGAUGACCAAGGUGACGUAGUUUGA